AUGUCCUCGACGACUGACGAAACGUGCGAAACGAUGCUGACCUACUCGGAAUCGGUGCCUCUCCGCGCGUCGCUCAUUUUCAACUGGCUCAUUCUGAUCCCCUCGUUCCCCGUCAUUGGCUAUUCGCUCCAUCACUUUUUGAGCCGACGCAUAUUCCACAAAAACACUCAGACUCAGAUCGUCGUUCAUUUGAGCGCACUUCUCGUUCACUGCUCCGGACGGUGAGCUUAAAGGCCGCAAAUAAUCCGAAAAUCCACGUCCAAGAAGCCUGCAAAAUUUGGGUCCGAGUCGGCGUUUUGCCCAACUUCGGGAUUUUGAAUAAAAAUGAAAAAAGUUCCGAAUUUCCAGAUUUGUCCUCCACUCACUCGAUCUCCUCAACUAUUUCAAGCCGUACAGGGAUGGCUGCAACAUUUUACCCGAUUUUUAUCGGUUAGCCUUCAUUUACCCUGUCAAAAUUGAUAGUCGAUGUCUAAGCCACGUGGCUUUACUAGGGAAUGAUCAACAAUUUUUAAAAAUUGGCAGGGACGCCUUGACGGUCAUGGGUAUGCGGCAAUUUUUAAAAAUUGGCAUGGACCCUUGACGGUCAUGGGUACGCGGCAAUUUUUAAAAAUUGGCAUGCACCCUUGACGAUCAUGGUAAACUACGGUAAAGUACAUACUUUUCCAGUUGUCUCAUUCUCCGCUUCCUGUACAACGCCGGUCAGGCAGUGAUCUCGAUGACGCCCAUCUCGGUCACGUUGGAAAGAUUCAUCGCCGUGGAAUACAGCAAAGGAUACGAGAGCUGUCCGUUCGGUUACGGUCUCUUCCUGGCCUUUUUGCAGUUGUUCCUAGCCACCGCGUUCCUUUUGACCCGAUACGUCCACGCCGCGUUCGUUCCCUCCUCGUUCACCUUCUACUAUUGUCAAGUGAGGUUUCGGUGAAAACUUCCCCUUUUGUUAGUUUUUUGCCUUUCAGACAUUGGUGUCUGGCUCGAUAUCGACUGCGGAGACGGUCAUUCCGCUCUACCUAGUUGUCAUUUCACAAAUUCUCUCAAUGAUAGCUUUUAGAGGUCUUGAGACGCGCAAUAAAGUGAGUUUUUGGACCUUGAACUUCAAUCUAAACCCAUUUUUUCAAUCUUCCAGAAGCUUCGAGCUGUCUCUGACAUCAAUCUGAGCACCAGGUUCACUUUGGAUCAAGGAGUUCGGUUUGUAAUCUCGUGGAAUUCCACAAAUACUAAACUUCCAGAUCGUUCUCCGCACUCAAGUACUUUAUCAAUUUCAACUGUAUUAUGGUAUCACUUGUGACUUUCGGGCUAUCCACUCUUCACUUUUUCACCUCCUACUUCACCAAACCAACCUACAUGGCAAUCGUUGAGAGUAAGCACUUGCACACAAAUGAAGCUUUUGCGACGUUCACCAAACGUUUUAUCCUCAGUCUGUGCAUUUUUGCACGCCGGUGUUGUUCUGCGUACAGUGCAUUUUGUGUUACUCGCAAAGUUAUUUUUUUUUAAGUUUUUGAUGAAUUUUCUCCAAAUAUUCAUCUCUUUAAAGCGUUUUUCACUACUUUCUACCUCAAUUAGACCUUUUUACAGAUUCCAGGUGAAGUAAUACGCGAAGAGAAGUCGAUGCGAUGAAAAGAAACGCGUAAGUAAGUGAAAGUAAGGUUUUAUUCAGAAAAUGCACGAUUUCUCGAAAAACGUGACUAGAUUUUCUAAUCUUUUGGUUAAAAAACUUUACUUACAUUUCUGAGAAUGGUUUCGAACCAGAGAGAAGUAGGGUGACAGCUCGCUUUUGCGGAAAAACCGAUAGUUUUCCGGAAGACAGUGAAAUUUCGUUGAAAAAAUUUUUUUUUGCUUCUACGAACUGUCACUCUACUUUUUUUUGGUUCGAAAACAUUCACAGUCAUGUAAGUCAACUAUUUAAACAAAAAAAUUAGAAAAUCUAGAGACGGUUUUUGAGAAAAAUUUUUUUUUCAACGAAAUGUCACUGUUUUCCGGCAAAAGACCAAUUUUUACGCGAAAGCGAGCUGUCACUCUACUUUUUUUUAUUUGAAAACAUUCACAGUCAUGUUAGUGAACUUUUUAAAUCAAAAGAUUAGUAAAUCUAUAGACGUUUUUCGAGAAAUCGUAUAUUUUCUGAAUAAAACAUUACUUUCAUUUACUUACGCGUUUCUUUUCAUCGCAUCGACUUUUCUUCGCGUAUUACUUCACCUGGAAUCUGUAAAAAGGUCUAAUUGAGGUAGAAAGCAGAGAAAAACGCUUUAAAGAGAUGAAUAUUUGGAGAAAAUUCAUCAACAACUAAAAAAAUGAACUUUGUGCGUAACAUAAAAUGCACUGUACGCAGAGCCACACCGACGCGCAAAAAUGCAUACCAUUUGGCAGCGUAUGUUGCGAAAGCCGCGCCGUGGAAGAUCAUUGUACUCCUUUUGAUUUUAGUGACACACGCGAUUCCCCUCUACGGAAUAUCGGUUUGUGUGGGCGUCUGGUGGCAAAUGAGGUCGUUGAACGGCGAGCAGCGAAGGAACAUCACGAUGGCGAUGCGCGGGCACGCGAUGCACACCGAUCUCUACUUUGAGAUGUUCGCAAAACAACUGGCCACCUAA
Molecule: messenger RNA, 2579 nt
Organism: Caenorhabditis sp. 36 PRJEB53466
Lineage: Eukaryota; Metazoa; Nematoda; Chromadorea; Rhabditida; Rhabditidae
Source: the annotation of a GenBank genome assembly